Trichomycterus rosablanca is the source of this 963-nucleotide messenger RNA. Its product is annotated as olfactory receptor 2AT4-like. Gene Ontology annotation, molecular function: G protein-coupled receptor activity; olfactory receptor activity. Gene Ontology annotation, biological process: G protein-coupled receptor signaling pathway. NCBI's taxonomy places the organism in Eukaryota, Metazoa, Chordata, Actinopteri, Siluriformes, Trichomycteridae. The record is from RefSeq and is a predicted model, not a curated record. Bases 1 to 963 code for a protein of 320 amino acids. The transcript has a single exon. Gene Ontology annotation, cellular component: membrane.
AUGCCAGAUGGAAAUGUGACCUAUGUAAAGGACUUCUUCAUUGUUGGUUUUCCCGGACUGCACCCAAACUACUACGGCCUCAUAUCCACUAUUAUGUUUAUAGUUUAUAUGUGCACCUUGAUAGGAAAUGGACUUUUUCUUUUUUUGUUUGCAACCAACAAAUGUUUGCAUAAACCCGUGUAUUUUAUUUAUAUAAGUCUCGUAGUCAAUGAUGUUUUGUUCAGUACCAGCACCUUACCCAAGAUCAUAGCCAGGUAUUGGUUUCAGUCCGGUAGCAUUUCAUUUGGAGCUUGUUUUUUUCAGAUGUAUUUAGUGCAUUAUUUUGGAUCAGUGAGUUCUUUUAUUCUGGCACUAAUGGCCAUUGAUCGAUAUGUAGCAAUUUGUUUCCCACUGCAGUACCACACAAUGAUGUCAAAUGGAAAUGUCUUUAUUCUGAGUUUGGUUGCUUGGGUUGUGGCUCAUUCUGUUGUUAUAAUGCUGGUUGUCCGAGCCUCACCUUUGCCUUACUGUGGUUCUAAUAACAUUAUAAACUGUUAUUGUGAUCACAUAUCUAUUACACGACUUGCAUGCACUGACCGAGCUCCAUAUAGUUUCCCGGCUUUUGUGUAUGCUAUGGUUAUCCUGCUGGGAUCUCUCGCUAUAAUCAUGUACUCCUAUUUCUGCAUUGUUAAGACAGUUCUGAACAUUUCUACCACACAGGGCCGACUAAAGGCUUUCUCAACCUGUAGUGCUCAGCUUCUCAUAAUCGCCCUGUACUUUUUACCCAGGUGUUUUAAUUACUUGGCUGCCAAUGUUGGUAUCACAUUUAAUGCUGAUUUGCAAAUAGCCAUAAUCAUGUUGUACAGCCUGCUGCCUCCCAUGAUCAACCCCCUACUGUACAGUUUGAGGACAGAGGAAGUAAAGAAGAUCCUGAUCAGAAGAUUACAAAAGAACAAAGUUCCUAAUAGUAUUUUGAACAUGUAA